AUGUCGACGUCCACCCCGGACAAGAGCGAGAUCCUCCGUAAACGCGAGGAGGUCGUCCGCUACCGCGAAGAAGGGGUGGAAUGCCGCGAGAGGGCGUGCGACGAGCGCGAAGCGCAGAUGGACGUUCUCGCGAAAUUAGGGGAGCUCGUGCCCGAGGACGCCUCGAGAGACGACCACGACCUGCGCGAGCGCGAGGCGAAGCUCGACGCGAGAGAGAAGAAGAUCGCGGAGCGCGAGAAGACGCAGGCGAAGCGCGAGAAACACGCCGCGGAGGAGCUCAAGGAGAGACACGCGGAGGAGCUCGAGAAGCUGAGAGAGCGCGAAUCGGCGCUGAAAGAGAGGGAGCGCGCCGCGGAGGAGCGCGCGAAAAAGGCCGCCGCGGACCUCAAGGCGACCGUCGGCGCGGAGCUUCGGAAGACGGAGAAGGAGCGAGAGAAGGCGAGAAGCGCGAUCAAGGAGCACGAGAUCGCCGCGAAGCUCUUGCUCCGCGCGCACGCGGAGCGCGACGGCGCGCUGCGAGCGCGCGAGAGGGCGCUUCUGCAGAGAGAGAGAGCGUGCGGCGUGACGAAGGGAGGGCCGGAGGUCGUCGCCGGGUGGAACUGA
This is a messenger RNA of Micromonas pusilla CCMP1545, 603 nucleotides long. RefSeq lists its product as uncharacterized. The record is from RefSeq and is a predicted model, not a curated record. The transcript has a single exon. NCBI's taxonomy places the organism in Eukaryota, Viridiplantae, Chlorophyta, Mamiellophyceae, Mamiellales, Mamiellaceae. Bases 1 to 603 code for a protein of 200 amino acids.